GCCAUGGACGGGGCUGGUAAACGAUUAUGCAGACUCUGCAUUCUCGUCAAUUUUCCAAGCCAUCGGUGAUCGGCAGUGGUUGGACCAAGUGGACUUCAUCUUCAUCCUGGAUGCUGGGAUCAAGGAGUUUUUUCCGAGACACGUGCUGCGAGAUGUGUCACAGAUGGACUUGGAGAGGUCUGUCCUUGCAGCACAUGACCGAGCCUUCGAGGAGCAGAGGUACCUACCAAAGCUGUGGGAUUGUCUCGACUCCAUGGGGUUGUCUGGCAAGACUCGGAAGAAAGCUUACGAUAGCGUUGACGAAGGGCGCAAGGUUGCGCUGAGAUAUAUGCGAGAUCCUUCCCCUCCUGACGAGGUGAAGGCAUUUGUCUCACGUUGGGUCGACUCAACCGUGAAACACUUGCACAGAUCCACACAGGGCGAUCCCACGAGCGUCCUGGAAGAGCACCAGGCAACCGAGGUUUUCGAGCGGCUCUUGAAGGCUAUGGGUCAUGCGAGUCAGUGGGCAGGGGCAGUAAACUUCUGCAGGUAG
Molecule: messenger RNA, 532 nt
Organism: Symbiodinium pilosum
Lineage: Eukaryota; Dinophyceae; Suessiales; Symbiodiniaceae
Source: the annotation of a GenBank genome assembly